Linum trigynum is the source of this 6062-nucleotide messenger RNA. The record is from the annotation of a GenBank genome assembly. NCBI's taxonomy places the organism in Eukaryota, Viridiplantae, Streptophyta, Magnoliopsida, Malpighiales, Linaceae.
AUUCUUGUCCCGAAUUUACCUUAUGUGUAGUUACUUGAACAUCACCUUGAAUCUCAACCUCUAGCAUGCCCCCUGAAUAUUCUUUAGAAUUUGAUUGACUGGUUGAUAAAAUUGAAGUUGACUUGAUGAUAUAUCCGUAUAUGAAACUCUCCAACUAUAAUAUGUUGGUAACUCAUAUAUACGAAAAAUGAACUGAUCAAGUGAUAUUAUAGUAAAAUUCAACCUGGAGCUCUCAGAUUCAGAUAUCUUAAGUAAUCAUCAACAUUGAAAACAAACAUGUAUCAUCAUUAUAAUAAAAUAAAAAAUGGUACCCAUAUAAAAACGGCCAUUCAAUUUUAACCCUAGUACUUUUGGUACUCCAUAUCUCAUUUACUUAAAAAUUAAACUAUAUUAUACACAUACAUACAUUUGAGCAAUGAAAAUAAUUAAAAUAUUUGGAAAAAACCAUACUUAAUUUAAAUGCACUAAUGAUGCUAAUCAAUGAGAAUCCUUUGACCCCAUCACACUAUCAUAAUUUUAUAUAUUCCAAAACAAAAAUUCAGAGCUCAGGGCAUGGUAUGGUGUGUAUAUUAUAUUCAUCUUAAGAUAAGAUAUUACAUUAAUUAAUUGACUCUGCUUAACUAGAUUUUGAUCUCAAAACACAAAAUAUUUAUAUCUUAGUUACGUUGGCUCAAUAUUUCAAUUAUUAAUAAGCUAGCUAAGGAUAACAAGCAUCUUAUUCACGCGCUACGAGUAGAAGGGGGGAAUCUCGAUGUCAAUAUCUAAUUGACAUUGUUAUUAAUUACUUUCUUAAUCGUAAUGGCCAACCUCUAAUCUUUCUCUAAACAAAUGAGCAUCAAGGAACAUGUAUGUACACUAAGUUGAUAAUUAACAAAGAGUUAGCAAAAGAUGAUUUAAAACCCUUUAGUUUUCUCAUUUCUUUUGAGAAACCUAACCACUUUAUAGUAAUGGAUGACAGUACCCGGUCAGAUCCUCUAUAAAAUCAUUAAUAAUGUCAGAGGUUUUGUGUUCGAGCAAUCUUAGUAAUGAAGUUUUUCUUUCGAACGAGUGUUCAUCCCAGUUAAACCGGUGAAGUGUGGCUGAUCAUUACAUGGUGUGGUGCAGAAGUAAUUUGCGGUGCGAACAACAAAUGAGAUUUGAUGCGAGCAUAUGGUAUGAUAUGAUUAUGGAUAAAAAAAAUUCAAUGAUACUAAUAUGAAACAAACAAAUGAGUUCAUAAUAGACGUGUAAAUAAUAUUGUAUAUUAUUAUAUUGUAAAAUGAGCCUCUUGAGUACUUAAAACAGCCAAAAACCAAUUGUUUUCACCAGAUGCAAAGGCAAAAGGAUAGCAACAAAACCAUAUUAAACAAAUGAAAAACCAAAACAAAUGUUGUUAAAAACUUUUCAAAGCUUGUGUGUAUUGUAUUGGACUGCAUUUUCAAGUAGUCUUUUGUCUCCUCUUGAUUUCUUCCCUUUCUUUUCCCACUACUCUCUCCUCCUUCCUUCUCCCCCUUUUCCUCUACACUCCUCCCAUGGCUUUCUUGAGCUCCCAACUUUCCCUUUCCUUAUAUUAAAAGUCUUCAACACAUAGUUUAUCAAACAAUCCAAUCCCCCAAUAAAAAAUCUCAUCAAUAGCCCAAAAACAAAGGCAAGAUAUUCACUUCAAUCUUGUUCUUGCCCUCUCUUCUUUCCCACCCCUUAAUUUUUAUUUGGGUUAUUAAAAUCUUUCUUACCCUUUUAGUACUCUCUUUUUUUAAUCAUCUUCUUCAAGCUUUUGAUGCUCUUGUCCUCAUGGCCGGUCUGGAUUUAGGCACAACUCCUCGUUUCAUCCACCACCAGCUCCACCACCACCCACCCGAUCUCCACCUCCAGAACACCUCCUCCGUGAACGAUAGUCCCCACCAUCAACACCACUACCUGCACGAUCUGAAUCGUGUAGGUGGUGGUGCUGGAGACUACGGACUAGUCUUACAGGCUGGUGGGGGUGGUGGUGGUGGUCUGUCCUUCCUAACCGAGACCGACCACCACCAGCAUCAUCCUCGCCCUGACGACGAGGAUGGCGGGGACGACGAGCCUCCACAGGGGAGCCACGGCGGCGUCGUGGCUACAAGGAGGCCACGUGGCAGGCCGCCCGGGUCGAAGAACAAGCCGAAGCCGCCGGUGAUCAUCACGAGGGAGAGCGCCAACACCCUCCGAGCCCACAUCCUCGAGGUCGGCAGCGGGUGCGACGUGUUCGAGUGCGUGGCCAGCUACGCCCGGCGGCGGCAGCGCGGGAUCUGCGUGCUGAGCGGGGCCGGGACGGUGACGAACGUCAGCAUCCGUCAGCCGGCGGCUGUACCGGCCUCGGAGGCGGGGAUCGGGAAGCUCCACGGGACUUUCGAGAUCCUGUCGCUGUCCGGGUCGUUCCUGCCGCCUCCGGCGCCUCCCGGAGCGACCAGCCUGGCGAUCCUGCUGGCCGGAGGGCAGGGGCAGGUCGUCGGCGGGACGGUGGUCGGCGAGCUGAUCGCGGCCGGGCCGGUCAUCGUCAUCGCGGCUUCUUUCACCAACGUGGCUUACGAGCGGCUGCCGUUGGAGGAGGAAGAGGAGGACGGUGGUGGAGCUGCGGCGGCAGGGUUGCCUUUCCUUAACUUGCCGGUGGAGGGAUGGAGUGGCGGCGAGGGAAGAGCUCCGUAUUGAUGAAUUUUAUGUGUCUGUGUGUGCGUGUGAAAAUUUGGUCCUAAAAGGUCAGCCCAAGUUUUAGUUUGGAAAGUCGUUUCUUCUUCUUCUUCUUCUUCUUCUUCUUCUUCUUCUUUCUCCAUCUGCAAAUUGCUAAGUGGUUAUGGUUUGAUUUAGUUAGGGUUUAGAGAAUUUCUGAUUCCUCUUUUUUGUUGGGGGUAUUUGGAGUACUCCUUGUGAAAAAAAAUUAAGGCUAGUCUGAUUUCGUUGGAACGUUGAGAUACUCUGAUUCGGUAUAAUAAAUAAUUAUCGUUGAAUUUGUGAUUUCGAUCGAAACAUCUGUAUCGUUGAAUUUGUGAUUUCGAUCGAUACAGAUUUCUCCUUUCUCUUUAUGGUUGCUGAUAUAUGAUGUAUGGCUCUUUUCGAGAACAGCUAGCUCAAGAAAUGAACUAGCUAGCUAGCUAGGGUUUCUGGUUGUUGAGAUUUACUUAAUUAGCAGCAGAAUUUUAGGUUAUGAAUUAUUGGCAGUCUGUCUAUGUAUUACCUUUAAUUCAUGUUUAGGGCUUUCCAUGGUUUUCAGGGAGAGAAUAAAUAUUGUCAGAUUUGAUGGAAUUGAAGGGGUAAUGUUGGCGUGGGAUUAAUUGCCUAGCUAGCUCCCAUGUUUCUGCAUUAACACAUGAUCAUGUGAUGAGUUUCCAUGUCCAUCAAUGUCCCUUGUCAAGAACCCAGAUUAGAUUUUGAUACCGAGUAAACAUAAUUUCAUACUCGAUCCUUCCGAUCUCGUAUAAUAUUGACUGGAUUUUAGCUUCAAAGGGUUGAUCUAGUGAGAAUUGGAUGAAAAAAAAAAUGAGAAUUAGAAUGUUAAAGGAGAAUAUCACCGACGAUAGUAAAAAUGAAAAGACUGCAAUUAUGUUUUUUUUAAGUAGUUUCCUCCCUUUUGAUAUAGGGAUGGGGAGAAAAAUAUACUGCUCUUGCUCUGUUGCAACUACAUAUUAAAGUUUGGAUCAAAAGGUUAUUACCUAGUUAAUGAAUAAAAUUAUAUUGUACUUUUCAUGGGAAGUUAGGUAGCUACUUUCAGGAAUGAUAAUCAUCAACAACAACAACAAUAACAAAGGGUAGCUAAAUUUUAUGUUUUUUAAGUCACAUAUAUGUGUUUCAAAUUAACAAUGAUAACACGCAUUUCAUCUACUUUUGGUCUCACAUAUGCUCCAGUAUUAAUGUAUAUUUUGUUAUUCUAGCCUCAACAGAGAUUCUACUUAUCUCAUAUUGGUACAUAACAUUAAGAAAGUCUUUUUUUCUAUCCCAAGUAACUCUCACAAGUUAUUAAAGAAUGGGGUUGCAGGGAAAGGUAUAGAAAAUGAUGAAUUCGAACCUUGAAUCUCCAGAUUAAAUCUAACUGUACUACGCAAAAUCAAACUUUUGUUUGCCACAUUCCAUCUUGUCUUUGCGAACGAAUGAGUUGAUUCAUAAGGUGAUGAACUGUUACAAGAUAGGUAGCUAUCAUCUUAGAUAGCUAUUACAUGCAUGAAAGUGGCUCAUUCCCUAUUUGCACAUAUUCUAAACACAUAUAUGGUUUUUGGGUAGUUGUUAAUUUAAUAAAAAAAAUUCAGUUUUGCAACAUAUAUUCUAUAUACCUGGCUGAGUUUAUUAAUGUAUGCUGUCAAAUGUACUUACAUAUCAUAUGGUUGGUUAAUAAUUAAUUAAUAAGCUAUGAAAGGUUGAGUUUUUUAGCAUAUAAUUAAAUAAGGACCAUAGAUUGGUUGUACGUUUUCCUCUUUGGUUUAAUACUUAAUAACAUGUAUAAAAAGUAUAAUUUAGACCAUAUUUAUCUACCGGUUGCGUAUGGACUACCGUUCUUCAUUAUUGUCAGUUUUAUAUUGUUGUUGUACGACCAUUCCUUAUGGACUUAUCUUGGAUAAAAAAAAACGUGUCUAAUUUACAGUUUCUUUGUGUAUAUAAUAUAACAAUAUUAUGGUGUAAUCGUAAGGGAUUUGACCUAAUGAUUAUGUAGGUAACUAGAAACUUGGCCAAUAAUCAUAGAAAUGUAUACUAUAGAAUCAAAUGGCUAAAUAUAGAUAGGCCAAUGAGUUAAGACAGACGGGAGUUACCUAAAGGUAGUUAGACAUUGGUCCGGGUGACUGAACAUUUCCAAAAAAAGCCUAGUUAGUGAAGCUUUGUUAUAGACAUAUUAGUCGGUUCGAUUUUGUUAUAACCCUAACUAUUCAUCCGGUUAUCAAUUAACCAUUAACCAAUUUAUGCUUACAAGUUACAACUAACUGUAUAGUUUAUGUUGGUCGGUUAAUCAACUAACUGAUUAACAAGUGAUUCAUAGUUGUUAGUCCGAAAUAAUUUAUCGAUUAUCUGGUAGUUUUUGAAAAUCUCUCUUAUCGGAAUCUUUCGCUCUACCACCAUCACCUCCAACGCACAAAUGCAAAAGAUUAGCUCAGUUUUGACUCUGCACCCACUACAUUUUAGAGACGGGAUUGAGAGGUUUCGAUGUGGAGGUAGGUUAGAAUUUGAUUGGUGGCCCGGUCUUUGGAGAGAGGUACGUAGCAUUAGGGAUUUGAGUUUGAUUUGUUAUUCCUAUUGGGACUGAGAGAAGGAAGCGAAGAGAGGAAUGAGAAGGGUGAUAAGUUUGAACCGGUGAGGGAAGCUAUUGAUGGAAUAAAUUGUUGUGUGGUUUUUUCAAUCUUUCCUCCAACGGAAGCCACUGAUCUUCUCAACCCAACCUUUAUGCCUACAUUGCAAUCGAAAAAGUUUGUGAUGCUAUUUGCCUCUUUCAAUUUUAGGGUUCACACAUGGAUUAAAUUGGAAAAAGAAGAAGCUCGGGUCCGAAUGAGGAAGAGAUUGUUCAGUCAAAGCUAGAGAGUUUUUUUUUUGGGAGGGACAUACCCUUUUGCACAUAUAAACAUAUAUAUUUACACUUAAUUAGUUGUUAGUUUAUUAGUCGUUAACUGGGUAUUUGAUUCAAGAUUUAAUCAAAAGUCAUUUCAAUCUAUCGAUAAUAACAUCACUAAUUUAUAAUCGGUUAAUGCUAAUAUAGCUAUUGUCGAUAAUCAGUUAGUUUAAUGAUGUAAUUGUCAAUCUGCUGAUAUCACCCCGACUUUGCUAUGUGAAUUUUGGUACAAAAUUUCCCCACUUUGGCAAGGAUUGUUUGAAAUCCUUGUAACCUCAAAGAUUAUUUUGGUUUAUGAUGCCAAUCGUUGAAGGGAAGAUUCUGGAAGAAAUAUAGGAAACUAUAAUGUAAUAAAGAAGUUUUAAGGAAACAUAAAAAUAGGGGGAAAAGACAAAGCAAAUGAAAAGGGAAAUGUUUUUCUAUUAACAAAAUAAUAAGUAUAUAUAUGUGGUGCGGGAAUCAUUAAUCAACCAAGGGUACGUUGAUUAAUGACCGGGUCUUAUGCUGCCUUUAAUAAUUAGUCUAUUAAAUU